This is a messenger RNA of Dracunculus medinensis (Guinea worm), 900 nucleotides long. Lineage: Eukaryota; Metazoa; Nematoda; Chromadorea; Rhabditida; Dracunculidae. The record is from the annotation of a GenBank genome assembly.
AUGAAAUGUAAAACGGCAAUUGAUCAGGGAAACCGGUUACUAAUAACUAUUAUAAUUUCCGAACCGAGGAAUCCGGAAAGUUCUCCUCUUCCCAAAUGCCGGCAUAUCGAUCCAUAUGACAGGAUUGAUAUAUGGGCCUGGAAUGAUGCGAAUUCGAGCAGCUGCGAUCCAAUAACAGCAUUUAGUGAAAUCACCGAUGCAAGAGAAAAGGAGCGUUAUAAAUGGGGUUAUAGUAAAUUUGCAUAUAAUUUACUCGUUAGUGAUAAGAUUGGACCAAGAAGGUAUUUGCCACCAAUGUAUCACGAAUUAUGUUCGAACAUCCCAUAUGAUGGAUUAACGAUGAACGCAAGCAUCAUUAUAAUUUAUCAUAAUGAAGCAUUAUCAGUUUUAAUUCGAAUGUUGAAUAGCAUAUUUGAUCGAACACCAAGUUACCUAUUAAAAGAAGUUAUUCUCUUUGAUGAUAUGAGUGAUGAAGACGCAAUCGUUGUCGAAAAAGUCCUUCAAUAUGCAAACAUUGAUGAAUGGCCAUGGGAGAAGCUUAUCGUUAAAAGAAGCGAGAAACGUCUUGGACUGAUUCGUUCUAAGAUGUGGCUGUGUGGUGGUUCAGUGGUAGUCGCCCCGUGUAGCCGUGUUGGCCAUGUUUUCAGGAAUCGUCGUCCUUAUAAAACUAGAGACGAUAUAGAUACUCACCUAUUCAACUGUUUACGAACUGUUAAAGUUUGGUUCGACGAUUACGAAAAAUAUUUUUACCAUGAACACCCAAAGGCCAAAACGAUGGAUUUCGGCGAUCUAACCGAAAGAUUGAACCUGAAAAAGUCACUCAAUUGCAAACCAUUCGAAUGGUUCCUAAGAGAAGUGUAUCCAGAAUUGAUACCACAAAUUAAACAUGAAGAAUUGUAG